This is a messenger RNA of Cuscuta campestris, 1205 nucleotides long. The record is from the annotation of a GenBank genome assembly. NCBI's taxonomy places the organism in Eukaryota, Viridiplantae, Streptophyta, Magnoliopsida, Solanales, Convolvulaceae.
CGAAAUCCACUACAAAUAAUAAUCCCGUCUCCCUUCACCACCGGCCGUCGGCGUCACAAAUCCAAUCGGAGACGAAGAGCUUCUUCUACUCCCGCCAUCUCUUUCCUCCUCUCUCUCAGUGUUGAAAAUGGCCAAAAACAAUAAUUCGGGGAACUCUAAUAUUGCGCUGAAUGAAAGGAUCCUUUCCUCUAUGUCUCACAAAUCUGUUGCUGCUCAUCCCUGGCAUGACUUAGAAAUCGGUCCUGGUGCACCAGCGGUGUUUAAUUGUGUGGUUGAAAUUGGAAAGGGUGGAAAGGUUAAGUAUGAGCUUGAUAAAAACAGUGGCCUGAUCAAAGUUGAUCGAGUUCUCUACUCAUCCGUGGUUUAUCCACAUAACUAUGGGUUUAUUCCAAGGACUAUCUGUGAUGAUGGUGAUCCAAUGGAUGUCCUCAUACUUAUGCAGGAGCCUGUGCUGCCUAGUACCUUCCUUCGUGCCCGUGCAAUUGGAUUAAUGCCUAUGAUCGAUCAGGGUGAAAGGGAUGACAAGAUAAUAGCAGUGUGUGCAGAUGAUCCUGAGUUUCGUCAUUACAAUGACAUCAAAGAACUACCUCCACAUCGUCUUGCAGAGAUCCGCCGUUUUUUUGAGGACUACAAGAAGAAUGAGAACAAAUCAGUGGCAGUGGAAGACUUUUUGCCUGCAGAAGCUGCUGUUGAUGCUAUCAAGUAUUCCAUGGAUUUGUAUGCUUCUUACAUUGUGGAAAGCUUGCGGCAGUGACUAGCAGCGGAUUGGGGUUUUUGAACCUUCAGGGGGGCACCUCCUUGGCCAAGUAACUGUCUGAAUUCUUAUUCAGGUGAAAGUAUAUCAACCACUUUUGCCCUCUUAGCAAAAAACAUAUGUUUUUAAUCAAGCAGCAGUUCUGUUUUAAGUCUCCCUGGAGAGGACUCGGGUAAUCAUUUGACGCGGGAAACAAAAGACUUUAUGUUCCUCAGUAUUCUAUGACGCCCUCACUUGCGCUUCUGAACUUUUAUUUUUAAGAGACGAUGAUAGCAGAGAUAAUGUACUGUAUUAUUAAGUGAACUUAAAAAUAAGGCCAUGCUACAAGCACACCACACAUGACGCCAAAGUUUACACCGUUUAGUGUCUCAUUGGUAAUGGUUGUAUCACAAACAAAAAUGUGCGAUUAUCUCUAAGAGGGGAAGGGGAACUCAUGGGUACUACCCAUCGG